This is a messenger RNA of Rhagoletis pomonella (apple maggot), 1437 nucleotides long. Its product is annotated as RINT1-like protein. Bases 394 to 1260 code for a protein of 288 amino acids. Gene Ontology annotation, biological process: regulation of ER to Golgi vesicle-mediated transport; retrograde vesicle-mediated transport, Golgi to endoplasmic reticulum; endoplasmic reticulum to Golgi vesicle-mediated transport. Gene Ontology annotation, cellular component: Dsl1/NZR complex. The transcript has 7 exons. NCBI's taxonomy places the organism in Eukaryota, Metazoa, Arthropoda, Insecta, Diptera, Tephritidae. The record is from RefSeq and is a predicted model, not a curated record.
CUCAUGUAAAUUCCCUAUAAAGCCCAGCCAAAUGCAUUUUAAAUCGAAAGAGUUAAAAUGGUGAUUACAAUAAAACACAAUUUUAAUCGAAUAAUCACCCCUAAACGCAGCAAAUAAUGGGUAGGUUCAGAAGGCGCAGCAGUUGAGCGUAACGGUUGCUAAACAAAUCAGUGUUCUUUAUGCGUUGUUGUUGUUGUUGUAGCAGAAUACAAAUUCCCCAAAGAAUUUUUGGGUAGUGUUGCUGGAGUGACAGUCCUCCGCCAGAUAUAAAUCUGGGUCGUUCCGGUUACGUAGACCGGACUAUCGUGGGAACGUUCUUUAUGCGUCUUCUGAACGGCUUGAUACAUCAGCUGUCAAAUUCAACUCUCAAAGCAUAAUCACACAGUAAUCAAAAUGCUACCGAAAGACUGCUUGGAACGUCGAGUUAUUGCAUUUAUCAAUAAAGAAAUUGGAGAUGACUGUAAGAAACUAUAUCGUGCUGCUGUGUUGGUAGACAAAUACCAUGAAUCCAUCGAACAUAUAAAGGACAAAUUAAGCUGUGAAUAUGACGAAACAUCGAAUUCUACAGACAUCAAAUCAGCAUUACACGCCCAGCAAAAAGUUAGUCAAAGCAUGGAAUUUCAAAUAGAGAAGCUUUGCCAGUUCAGCACCCGGUUGUCAGCAAAAAUUGGAAAAACGAACGAAGCGCUGAGCAAAGUUUUAAAAGAUUUAGAAAACGUGCGUAAGUUACAACGAUUGAAGCAAUAUUUGAAAAUUGUGCAAGAUAUACAAGAAGUCAGCCAAAGCCUUAAUGAUACCAUUCGUACAAAAGACGAAGCUAAAAUGGUCAACAUAUAUUUGACACUAUUUGAAGACAGCGAUUGUGAAAAUAAUAUCACUGGCCGAUUAUGUAACAUUGAAGCCCCGCAUCUUAAACUAUACGCUAUAAAAACGGCUACUUUCUGGCACAAAAUUCUCCGCGAUAAAUUUACAAGCGAGCUGGAAUCCAUUUUGAAGUCAAUGCGUUGGGGUUAUAAAGAAUAUGAUUCAUUAACGCUUUCACCGACCCGAGAUAACGUUUCAAAAGCUCAGCUACUGGCCGAAUAUUUGUUUCUAAUUAAAUCACCGAUCGAAGAGACCGAACCACUGGAAAUUAUCACACCAAGCAUUAUUUGUCAACCAGUAAGCACUGUUACAAAGCUGCUGCUGGCUCCAUAUCGACAAAGGGCCGUAGGCAGGGGGUGUAAGGGGUUAGAUGUGUCACCGAAUCCUGAAGCUUAAGCCCGCAUGAUGCCACGUUUUUUCCUGUAUUUUUCAUUUGAGAUACCGACAAAAACUGACGAAAGUCAAAUUACAAAAACAGUUCAGCAAUGUGUUAGAGAGAGCCAAAUUUUGUGUGAAAAAACAGUUCGAGUUUUGACAUUUCAAAUUUGCGUAAAACAUUUUUGAAAAAAAAAC